CAUAAAGAAGACGUACUAUUUAAACGAAUGACUGCUACAGUCUGCGUUAAAAACACUGUUGUUUGCUGGAUCAGUCCAUACAAAUACAAGGAAAUGAAGUCGCGCGAUUUUCUCGUCGUCUUAAUUCUUCUUGCGAUCUUGGGAUCCUGCAUACAAGAUGCUGGUGCCAAGAAUACAAAGAAGGAUAAGAAACCCAAGAAAAAAGCCCCAGGAAAUUUAGACAGCAAAUUGACAAGUGGUAGCAUUGUGAUCAGUGGUGUGGGGCCCUCAAGAGAAACGGAUGUUGACCACAUGGCUCGGCUGAUGCCUCCCGAGCUGUUUGGGGCGGCAGGACGGCCUCAGCUGCCGGCAGAUUUCAAGAUGAAAAAGCGCAAGAUCAAACCGAAGAUAGCGAAAAUGAAACUGCGAAAGGUGGCGCGCCCUGCCGGUGAUGGUACGACUUACAUUGUAAAAAUGAAGGACUACCUAGACCUUGAUCAAACGGCAAAUAUGCUGGACGUAAAGGUGAAAGGCUACAGCAAAGCCAAGAAAGCAAAGAAAGUCCCGAAGCUGAAAAAGAAGAAAAAAGUUGGUAAACACAAAUUUGUAACCAUGGAAGCAGAGUUCAGUGCCAUAGAAGAGCUUGCAUUCGACAACGCAGUUGACUACAUAGAACAAAAUGGCGUGAUAGAAGCAAGCGCUUGGUGUGAUGAUCGGGGGCUUACGGGCAUCGGGUCCUGGGCUAUGGACAGAUUAGACAAGCGAGCAUAUGGACUUGACAACAAAUUUAAGAGCAUUGGGAACGAUGGUCAUAACACUUACGUUUACGUUAUUGAUUCCGGAAUUCGUGCCAGCCAUUCUCAGUUUGAGGGACGCGUCAUUGCAGGGGAUGUGUUCGUGAAAGAGGACUCCGGAGAAACAACUCCCAGCACAGAGGAUAACUAUGGACACGGGACCUUAGUGGCUAGUCUUGUUGGAGGUAAACAUUACGGUGUUGCACCAGGGACUAUGUUGGUAUCUGUCAAGGUCCUCAAUUCGCAUGGGACAGGGACCAUAGACGGCCUCGUUGACGCCAUAGGGUUUGCGGUGGAGGACUGCGCCAACCGUACAGCGGUGACCGGGAGAUGCAUCAUCAAUUUAUCUGUGUCUGCGCCGUUUGUAUCCAAUCUCAUUGGUGAUGCUUUGGAGGCAGCAGAAAAUGCGAGCAUUGUGGUGGUUGGUGCGGCUGGAAACAAUAAAGCAGAUGCCUGCGACACUACACCCGGAUAUUCAGAACACGUGGUUGCCGUUGGCGCCUCGGGUCCUUAUGACGUGUUUGCAGCUUCGUUUUCCAACUAUGGACCAUGCGUUGACAUCAUAGCCCCGGGCAGCAAAAUUGUUGGUGCUGGCACAGCCACAGAUUACGCUAUAAGACAAGAUAACGGCACAUCUUUUUCCUCGCCUUUUACGGCCGGGGUGUGUGCUCUGUACCUGAGUGUGGUCGACUAUGCUACAGUUGCCGACGUCAAGUCCUUCCUCAUCAACUGGGGUACUUCCAACAAGAUAAGUGGUCUUCCCAGCGACACCAUAAACACCGUGCUUUACCUUGGCUGUAGUUAUUUGUAGGCGGCGCCUAGAGCAAGGGAAAACGACAAAGAGACAAUACAUACUGCAUGAUUUAUUAGGUCAUCGCAGCAGCAAUGGCGUUAUCGAGAAUGACCCAUAUGCCUUAGGACAAAAAUGUUGAUUUAACAUUUGAUUUCACGUCAAUUUCUUGACAAGAGAUCAUGAUAAAUUUUAUUUCCGAUGUAAAAGUGCACCUUCUAGAACAGGAGCUGUAUACCUGACAUCGUCUUUCUAUCCCAUUUUAAUUGUUCUCUACUGUAGCAUGUGACGGCCCAGCUAGAUGAACUUUGUUAUGUAUGAGUCAAAUCUGAACUAUUUAUAUUUCAUAUCAAACCCAUGUGUUAAAAUUAUGUUCUGUGUAUUGUGAUAAGAUAAGCUAAUUAAAACGCUGGUAUAAAGAUUAAUCUGUCUGUAACAAAAACUAGAUGUGUGUUUAUUAAUUGAAGCUCUAAGGAAUCGUAAAAUAAAGAUCAU
This is a messenger RNA of Lingula anatina, 2058 nucleotides long. RefSeq lists its product as uncharacterized. NCBI's taxonomy places the organism in Eukaryota, Metazoa, Brachiopoda, Lingulata, Lingulida, Lingulidae. Gene Ontology annotation, molecular function: serine-type endopeptidase activity. Gene Ontology annotation, biological process: proteolysis. The record is from RefSeq and is a predicted model, not a curated record.